Solanum tuberosum (potato) is the source of this 869-nucleotide messenger RNA. Its product is annotated as auxin-induced protein 15A-like. The transcript has a single exon. The record is from RefSeq and is a predicted model, not a curated record. The coding region runs from base 34 to 471 and encodes 145 amino acids. Gene Ontology annotation, biological process: response to auxin. Lineage: Eukaryota; Viridiplantae; Streptophyta; Magnoliopsida; Solanales; Solanaceae.
AUUAACUUCUUUCUCAUUUUCUUGUACACAAAAAUGCUAGGCAAGAAGUUUGGUUCAAUGAAGAAAUUAGCCAAAAAGGCUAAGGUUAUUAGAUCACCUAGUGAUAAUUCUAUUCACCAUGAUCAAUCACAACAUCUUGAAUAUUUACUUGUUAAGGAUGAUCAUGAUCAUGAUGAUCAAGAUCAAGAGUAUCAAGGGGUUAGUCCAACAAGUGCUAAAUCAUCAAAAAAGAUGGGGACAUUUGCAGUGUAUGUAGGGGAAGAAAGAGAACGAUUCGCGGUGCCAACGAGCUAUCUUUCACAUCCAUUGUUCAAAAUUUUGUUAGAGAAGACAUAUAAUGAGUUUGGUUUUGAGCAAACAAAUGGACUUGUGGUUCCAUGUAGUGUUGCUGCUUUUCAAGAAGUGGUCAACGCUGUGGAGUGUUGCAAUGGGAAGUUUGAUUUUGGUGGCUUGGUUGAGGAAUUUCUAUAAUUAGGUCGAUAUUAUUCAGGGUCGUAUCUGACCUUGAUUCAGAAGAAUCGAAUUAGUAUUGUUGCUUUUUACCACUUUUCUAGCGUGAGGAUACAACAACAACAACAACGUACAACAUUUCAAUCUCGAACAAGUUGAAAUCAACUACUUUUCUAGGUAGAGUGAAAAAUAGCAUUUGGUGAAAUAGAUUCAAGGAUUAAAUCAUAUCUUAAGGAGGUAAUUUACAAUUUAAGUCUUAGUUACUUUUGUACCAAAGAGAUAGUGUAAAUUAUUACACCUUUAAUAUCCUAGGUAAGCUUCCUUUUGUUUUUUCCCAUGAGGGGAAAUCAAUUGAGAGAAGUAAAUCUUGUUAUUUAUAUUUCUCUUUAAUUAAUGUCAACUAGCUAAAUUGUAAAUUU